This is a messenger RNA of Anopheles moucheti, 2391 nucleotides long. RefSeq names its product gamma-aminobutyric acid receptor subunit beta-like (gene Lcch3). The coding region runs from base 246 to 1739 and encodes 497 amino acids. Gene Ontology annotation, cellular component: synapse; membrane; neuron projection. Gene Ontology annotation, molecular function: GABA-A receptor activity; extracellular ligand-gated monoatomic ion channel activity; neurotransmitter receptor activity. The transcript has 8 exons. The record is from RefSeq and is a predicted model, not a curated record. Lineage: Eukaryota; Metazoa; Arthropoda; Insecta; Diptera; Culicidae. Gene Ontology annotation, biological process: nervous system process; monoatomic ion transmembrane transport; regulation of membrane potential.
CCAUUUGUUGUCCCUAAUACAGGUGCGUGUUUGUUGUGUAUGUGGGAGUGUGCAAGGCAUAAUUCAUUUAGUGGUAAGCGGUUUUUAACGAUACACAAACGAUACGAACGGCACGAAAGCCUAACUGCUUGGAAUUUGGCAGCACCAGCAGCGUAACGCAACCUGCCGCUAUUAUCACGCGCUUAGCAGAGCCGAGUUAGCAGCAUACGGGGGAAGCGUUAGGCACCGUCAACCAACUAUCAAACAUGUGGCAAAUUCUGAUUUUCUGCUUUUUAAACUCAGUACAAAGUAUUCAUGCAUUGCGAAGCGUACAUCAGAAGUCGAUGGCGGCAGGCCGUCUGGAGAAUGUAACACAGACAAUAUCACGUAUACUGGAGGGCUAUGACAUUCGGCUAAGACCAAAUUUUGGAGGUGAACCAUUACACGUGGGCAUGGACCUUACGAUAGCGAGCUUUGAUGCCAUCUCGGAAGUGAAUAUGGAUUACACUAUCACUAUGUACCUAAACCAAUACUGGAAGGAUGAGCGACUCGCGUUUAACGCGUUCGCCCUCUGGGGAGACAAUCAAAAGGAUCAAACGGGAGAAAUCAUGAUAGAGGACGACGGUGCGAACGAUGUGAUUACGCUUUCGGGUGACUUUGCCGAAAAGAUAUGGGUACCGGACACGUUCUUCGCCAACGAUAAGAACAGCUUCCUGCACGAUGUAACCGAGCGCAACAAGCUCGUCCGGCUGGCCGGUGACGGUGCGGUGACGUACGGGAUGCGCUUCACCACCACGCUCGCCUGCAUGAUGGACCUGCACUACUAUCCGCUAGAUUCGCAGAACUGCACGGUGGAAAUUGAAAGCUAUGGCUAUACCGUUUCGGAUGUGGUGAUGUACUGGCGGUCCACGCCUAUUCGAGGUGUGGAGGAGGCCGAGCUACCACAGUUCACUAUUAUCGGUUACGAGACGAACGACCGGAAGGAAAAAUUAGCAACUGGCGUCUACCAACGGUUGUCAUUGUCGUUCAAGUUGCAGCGCAACAUCGGCUACUUUGUGUUCCAGACGUAUCUGCCAAGCAUACUGAUCGUAAUGCUGUCCUGGGUGUCCUUCUGGAUCAAUCACGAGGCCACUUCCGCCCGCGUUGCGCUCGGCAUCACCACCGUGCUGACAAUGACCACCAUCAGCACCGGUGUACGUAGCUCGCUGCCGCGCAUCUCCUAUGUGAAGGCGAUCGACAUCUAUCUGGUGAUGUGCUUCGUAUUUGUGUUUGCCGCGCUGCUAGAGUACGCUGCCGUCAACUACACGUACUGGGGUGCCCGUGCCAAGAAGAAGUGCAAAAAGAACAAGGAAGCCGAGCGGAAGGUGUUCGGAAAGACAGAAAAGACCUCAACCUGCUCCGCAGACGAUAUUAUCGAACUGCAGGACAUACGCAUGAGCCCAAUCGCAUCGCUACGUAAUCGGCACUACUCGAACACGAUCACCACGACCGACAGUGUCGAUUCCACCAAGUUUCCGCCAAGCUUCCGCAUCGCCAGAUCGUACGGAUCGAGUACACGUAGUGGUCUCCGGUAUCGCAGUUCUAGAGGUCAGGGUAGGCCCAAGAUGUUGCAUGCGAUCAAGCGAGGCGCCUCCGUCAUCAAAGCGUCCAUACCGAAGAUUAAGGAUGUGAACGUGAUCGAUAAGUACUCACGGGUCAUCUUUCCCGUGAGCUUUGCUGCCUUUAACGCCGGCUACUGGAUAUUCUACGUGCUCGAGUGACCCACAGUCAACUAAGAGCGCAGCAGGCAUUUACUAGCAGCCGUAGUAGAUCACGCUCUGUAGAAACACAUCUCCCGCAUGGUCCAGAAAUGUCCCCACGUACACCCAAAGCAGGAUGAACUCAAAUUAUCCGGAGAGAGAGAGAUAUUGCGAGUGGAAGAUGAAAGCAACUUGUUGUGCGGUGCAAGAGAAGACAAAGCAGCCAACAGAUGUGUUCCCAGUCUUGUUUCGGCCCAACCCCAUUUCUCUUCCCAUUGCAUCUAUUUGAUCGACCGCUCGUAAACGGAACUAUUUGAAGUGUUGAGCUCAGACAGCAAAAAACAACAACUGCAACUCCUGUUGUUGAGCAAUUUCACUGGUAGUAAAAGGGGCAAAGUAGAUGAAAUCAUUAUACGACAUGAAGAAACAAAACAGUUUAGGCAAAAUUAAGGCUUCACGAAUUUGUAAAAAACAAUUAAUCAAAAAUAAUCAAAGAUGCAGUCAUAUUAUUUUUCCAAAAACCUCACAAACACACAAAAGUAAAGAAUACUACAUUAAAAAAAACAUCAAAACAUCUUACUUAUUGCGAGUUUUAUCUGUUUGAUUCAGUUUUGUGUUGAAUGGCAGCAUAUCCUGAUGAGAACGCAUGUCUUUGCUAUGCAAAUUGCAGUAU